AUGAAAUCAACGUGGAUUUCACCCUUAUUAAUUAUCCUACUUAUUUGUUAUUCUAGUAUAAAGAAUGUACAAAGUAUUGAUGAGUUAGAUUUAGCACUAUGUGGAAGUAAUGGAGAUAAAUUUCUAGAAACAUCAGAGUUAUUUAUUACUAAAGGAGCAUAUUUUUAUGCUGAUUUAAUGAUGAAGAUGAUGGAAGGACCAUGGCCAACUUGGUCCAAUGGAAAUCCUUUAACAAAAGAUGAAGUAAAAGAUUAUAUAGUAAAAAAAAUAAUUUUAACAGCUCCUUUACGUUUAAGACAAUCUUUAACUAUGGCUGAAAAAGUUAAAGAUAAUAUCUGGACAAAUUGGUUGAGUAGAAUGAGACAAUAUCCAACUACUUUGCGUUUAAUUAAUGAUAUAAGGUUUACAGUAUUUUUAUGUGGGUCUAAGAUAUUAUAUUAUAAAAUUUUGACUAAAUAUGUUGAUAGAAUUAAUAGGAAAUAUAGUUAUAAUUUUAAUUUAAUGGAAGAUAAAAUUAUUAAAGCAGCUAUAGAAAUGCAUAAAAAAUCAAAAAAAAAGUUAGAAAAUAAAAAGAUUGAGGAAAUAAAAAAUAAAAGUUCAUCAAGAGAUUUAAUAAAACAAAAAAAAUUAGGAUUUUUGAUUGAAAGUCCUUCAUAUCCUAAAGUUGAAUUACAAGAAUCUGAAUUGGUAGAAAUUGGAACAUCUGGAACAUUUGAUAAUUCUGAAUUAGAAAAAGCUCAAGAAAUUGAAAGUGAAGAAUUUUUUACACCUUCUCCUGAAUAUAGUAUAGGUAUGAAGGAAUUAUUAUCUAAUGAUGAGGUAUCAAAACAAGAUAUAUUAGAUAUAAUGAAUAAUGAACCUGAAAAAAUAAAAGAGGAUAUUAAUUUGAUAAACAAAGAUAAGAUAUCUAAGUCUAUGAAUAAUAAUCAAAUUGAAUCAAUUGAUGAUUAUAUAGAAAGUGAUUUAUUAGAUAUACAAUUUGAAGAUGAAGGUCAUUUACAUAAAGGUUUAGAAAAAGGAAUAGAAAAUGAAUUAGAUAUAGAAGAUAUGAAAAGUGAAUACAAUACUAAAAAUAAUAUUGUAGAUAAUUUGAUAGAUAAUGAGAUUGAUAAAGAAAGUAAUAAUAAUAAUAUUGAAGAUGGUAUUUCAAAUAAUUUUACAAAUAAUAAAAUUGAUAAAGAGAAUAGUAAUUAUAAUCUUGAAAAUAAUAGUUCAGAUAAUUUUAUAAAUGAGCUUGAUAAUCAGAAUCAAGAUAAUCUUGAAAAUAAUAUUUUAAAUAAUCUUAUAGAUAAAUAUAUUGAUAAGAAAGGAAAUGACUAUAACAAUGAUUAUGAUGAUUAUGAUGAUUAUGAUGAUUAUGAUGAUUACUAUAAUCAUAACGAUAAUUAUGAUAAUUUAUUGCUAAAUAAACAAAUAACCUCAGAAGAUAAUAAUAAUCAGCUAUUAGAUGGUUCUGAAAAUAUAAAUGUAAUAACAUCUCUAGAAAAAGCAAAAGAACUUCCAUCAACAUAUCCUCUUGGUGAUGGAAUACAAUCUUCUUUUAAAUUAUCUAAUAUUAAUUCAGUAUAUGGAGCUUUAAUAAAUGCAUUGAAAUAUCAUCAACUAAAUGGAAAAAUUUUACAUAAAACUAUACAAGAAAAUUUGACAAUCAAAGAGGUUCCAUUAGUAUUUAAUCAGAGGAUAUUAAAAAGAUGGAGAACUGUAAAUUUAUGUGGAGAAAACCAACAAGUACCAUUAUGGUAUAUGACAUCAAUUUCAACUGUAAAUGAAGAUAUAUCAGAAAAACCUUCAAAAGAAGAAUUAAUACUUUUAGAAGUAGAUUUUAAGGCAGUAUUCUCAAUACAUCAAAUUUCGCGUGGUGGUCAAGCUUGGUUACAACGAAAUAUAGUUGCAAGUAGAACAACAGUAGGAUUUCAAGAUAUCCUUAUACAAUCUGCUAUAGAUGGACUUUCUACUAUUGUAUCACUGCAAUGUUCAAAAAUUUUAAAUUUAUCAAUAUUAUCAAUAGAUGUUAAAAAAUGUAUACAAGAUUAUAUUGAUUCAUUAAAUUAUGGUCAAUAUAAAGCAUAUGGGCAUCUAAAAGACGAUAAUAAUAUAUCAAGAGGAAUUAAAGUUGGUAAACCUUAUAGUGGAAUUUUAGAAUCUCAACAUACUAAAGUUAGUGAAUUAAAAGACAAUUUACUUGAAGGUUCUGCAGAUAAUUCUACAGAUAAUUCUAUAGAUAAUUCUAUAGAUAAUUCUAUAGAUAAUUCUAUAGAUAAUUCUAUAGAUAAUUCUAUAGAUAAUUCUAUAGAUAAUUCUAUAGAUAAUUCUAUAGAUAAUUCUACAGAUAAUUUAAAAUUAUAUAAUAUUAAAGCUUUAAAAGAAGAUUUAGAAGAUAUUCCCAGUAAAUUUAUUGAAAAUAUAAACGAAAAACUACCUAAAACUAAUAAAAGUGUAAGAUUUUAUAUUGGAGAAGAUGUAUCAAAUACCAAGGAUAUUCAAAUAUUAGAAAUGGAUGAUAGAUUAGAAUUUUUAGCAAAUUCUGCUACUAAAAGAUUUAUUGAAGAAUCUAAAUUUAUAGAGAUGAAUGAAAAAGAACUUGAAAGAUUAUAUGAAGGAAGUCUUAUUAUGAAAAAAGAAGUUGAUACUUGGAAAAUUAUAGCUUCUUUUGCAGUAUUCAAACUUAAAAGUGAGAUUUACUGUUGUAUUAAAACUAAUAAGAAAUAUCUUAGCUAUUAUUAUAAUCUUGAUGAAUUUCUUGUACUUGAAACAAUGGCGAAAAAUAUAGAAGGAUCUCUUUUACUCACUGGUUAUUUUAGAAAAUUGAUAAAUAUAUUAAGUUCAAUCAAAAAUUUAUUAUCUAAAAGCAUUUUAGGUAAAUUAACUAUAACAGAGCUAGAAGAAUGUGAAGAUAAAUAUAAAGAAAUAGAUAUGAAAUUUGAGGACGUGAAAAUUGUUAAUCUUAAAAAUUAUUGUAUCUCUUUUAAACUUGCUGAUUGUUUAGAUACAAUAAAAAAUGAUUUCGAGAGGAGGAAAUUAUUAUAUCAACAUUUUAUUAAAAGGCAUCAUAAGUUAAAUAAAUAUCUUAAAAAUAUAUUGAAAUUCCUAAAAAUUAAUUUAAAUGAUAAUAAAUAUUUUAAUUAUGGAGAAGGGAUCAGUAGUGAUGAUGUACACAGAUAUAAACUUGGAAAGAAAGCUUUGAAAAAUUCCUUAUCCAGACAUGAAUAUAAUCGUGUAAAAUCAGUACGUAAAACUAACAUGAACCACCAUGCUGAUAUUGCUAAGGGUUAUAUUGAUGAUUUUUUAAAAGAAAAUAAUUUGAUUAUUAAAUAUACUCUAGAUAAGAUACCAAUCUUAGUAGAGUCUAACAGUAAAUAUACUAAUAUAAUCCCAUCUAUGAAAUCAAAAGGAGCAAAGAAAAAAUAA
Cryptosporidium muris RN66 is the source of this 3408-nucleotide messenger RNA. RefSeq lists its product as uncharacterized. The record is from RefSeq and is a predicted model, not a curated record. Bases 1 to 3408 code for a protein of 1135 amino acids. Lineage: Eukaryota; Apicomplexa; Conoidasida; Eucoccidiorida; Cryptosporidiidae. The transcript has a single exon.